UUGCUCAAGAUGUUGCUUUGUUUUCUCUCUCAGUUGUGUGAAUUUGUAAAUAAUCUAAAAUGGAAAAAGCAAUAAAAUAUUUAACUUAAACUGUACUGCGGAUGCUGCCUGGUGGACGUUUUGGUCCUCCACUCCAGCAGAUGUCACUUUAACUUUAAGCUUUUAGAUGAGCUGCCUUUUAAAGUACAGAGAAGAAGAAAUAGAGCUCUCUGUCUGGUGGAUGGUGCCGCUAGACGCAAGUUCACGGUUUGUGGGAGAAACAGCUGGCUCAGGCAACAACCCAUCAAUGAUUUAGAUCAUCUCAGGCCAGUUGAGAAGCGUGAUGUUAUUUUUAAAUUCCGACCCACUGAUAACAGGAGCUUCUUUUUUAGCCCACGCAACAUAAACCACCUUUUGUUUCUUUAAAACUAUGCGUAAUUUUAAGAUUUCUGUGGAUUCUGUGCGUAAAAGUGCGCACUCCACCGCGGCGCACCGCGCUCACUUCCCGUACUAUCUUCAUCUUCAUCUUCAUCGGAUCUAGAGCCAGCCGAGCAGGAGCAGCUCAGCCGUGAAAACCCAUCUGAAAAUGGCUGUGCUCCUCGGCAGCCCGCUCCGUCCCGGCCGGAGCUCCGGUCCGCUUCUGACGGGGUUAAUGUGCGUUUUAUUGCUCGUUUUCGUCACUGUUGCCUCCGGGAGUCGUGAUGUCGCUUCAGGGACCAACGAGUCGUGCAGUAAUACAGUGACACAAGAGGACUCUCAUCAUAAAACUAACUCCUCUGUUCAUAAAAAGGCUUUCCCCGUCCUGUCCUUCAACUUCGACCACGUCAGGAAGCCCUUUGAGAUCUCUCUGUGGAUCCUGCUCGCCCUGCUGAUGAAACUUGCUUUCCACAUCAUUCCCAGAGUGUCAAACGUCGUGCCAGAGAGCUGCCUGCUGAUCGUCGUCGGCCUGCUGGUGGGCGGCCUGAUCAGAGCAUCGUCUCCGACAGGCAUCGAAGAUAACGCCCCCGUCCUCGACUCCAAGCUCUUCUUCCUCUACCUGCUGCCUCCCAUCAUCCUCGAUGCCGGCUACUUCCUGCCCAUCAGGCCCUUCACAGAGAACAUGGGCACCAUCCUGGUGUUCGCGGUGGUGGGCACCCUGUGGAACGCCUUCUUCAUCGGCGGGAUGAUGUACGGCGUGUGUCAGAUCGAGGGGGCUCAGCUGGGCGAUGUAGACCUGCUGUCCUGCCUGCUGUUCGGAUCCAUCAUCUCGGCCGUGGACCCCGUGGCCGUGCUGGCUGUGUUCGAGGAGAUCCACAUCAACGAGCUGCUGCACAUCCUCGUGUUCGGGGAGUCGCUGCUUAAUGACGCUGUGACUGUGGUUUUGUAUCACCUGUUCGAGGAGUUUUCCCACGAAGGGACGGUGACCAUAGCCGACGCUUUCCUCGGCGUGGUCUGUUUCUUCGUGGUUUCAUUGGGGGGCAUCAUGGUGGGAACCAUCUACGGCAUCCUGGGUGCCUUUACGUCCCGCUUCACCUCACACACGCGUGUCAUCGAGCCUCUGUUCGUGUUUCUCUACAGCUACAUGGCGUACCUCUCCGCCGAGGUCUUCCAUCUGUCGGGAAUCAUGUCGUUAAUAGCAUGUGGCAUGAUCAUGCGGCCGUAUGUGGAAGCCAACAUAUCCCACAAGUCUUACACCACCAUCAAAUACUUCCUGAAGAUGUGGAGCAGCGUGAGCGAGACGCUGAUCUUCAUCUUCCUGGGCGUUUCCACGGUAGCCGGUCCUCACACCUGGAACUGGACCUUCGUCAUCUGCACCGUCUUCCUCUGCCUGGUGUCGAGAGUCCUCGGAGUCAUCGGCCUCACGUACAUCAUCAAUAAAUUCCGCAUUGUGAAGUUGACCAAAAAGGACCAGUUCAUUGUGGCCUACGGUGGCCUGCGAGGAGCCAUCGCGUUCUCGCUGGGGUUCCUGCUGAUGGACACCAGGAUGAAGAACAUGUUCCUCACUGCCAUCAUCACGGUCAUCUUCUUCACCGUCUUCGUGCAGGGAAUGACAAUCAGGCCUCUGGUGGAGCUUCUGGCCGUGAAAAAGAAGAAGGAGAGCAAAGGAUCGAUUAAUGAGGAGAUUCACACACAGUUCCUGGAUCAUCUUCUCACAGGAAUUGAAGACAUCUGUGGUCAUUACGGACAUCAUCACUGGAAAGACAAGUUGAACCGCUUCAAUAAGUCCUACUUGAAGAAGUGGCUCAUCGCAGGCGAACGCUCCACCGAGCCGCAGCUCAUCUCCUUCUACAACAAGAUGGAGAUGAAGCAAGCCAUGAUGCUGGUGGAGAGUGGGAGCGCUGCCAAGCUGCCGUCGCUUGUGUCGUCCGUGUCGUCCGUGUCCAUGCAGAACAUCCAGCCGAAAGCGCCGCCCAGACGAAGGGCGAUACCGAGCAUCUCGAAAAGUCGUGAGGAGGAGAUCAGGAAGCUUCUGCGAGCUAACAUGCAGAAGACCAGACAGAGGCUUCGCUCUUACAGCAGACACGACCUGAUGAUCGACCCGUUUGAGGACAACGUGAGCGAGGUUCGGUUCAGGAAGCAGAGGGUGGAGAUGGAGAGGAGGAUGAGUCACUUCCUCACCGUCCCUGCAAACCGCCAGGAAACGCCCCCUGUUAGGAAAGUCUGCUUCGAACCAGAACACCGGGUUUAUACUUACGAUGACAGCGAGAGCCCCAGAGGCCAAGCGGCCGAGCCCAGCCCUCCUGAUGCCGUCAGCCUGCUGAACGAGUCGCCCCAGAGGCCCAAUCAGAGCGGCGAACAGGGAGACAAGAGCGGCGAGCAAGAGGAGCAAGACCAGCUAAAAAUAUCACGCUGCCUUAGUGACCCCGGUCCAAAGAAGGAAGAGGAAGAUGAUAGCUCCUUCCUCUCGUGAUAAAGCACAUAUUUACGGUACUUGAAGUCACCAUGAGGGUGAAUUCUUCUAUAAUCUGUUGCAUUCAAUGAGUCGUAGCAAAGCUUGAUAUUUAUAAUUUACAUUGUUGGCAGUAUUAUUAUUUCUCAUGUUCUGUUUUUGUAAUAUUUGAUGAUGCAAAAAAGAUUUUUCCUGCAUUUUGAAAAUAUCUUUUUUUCAUUUGUUCAGGAUUUUUAUCAUGUAACAUAAUACCAAAGCAUGCACCGCUGGCCGUUAGCUGUUUCAGGAUUGUAUGUUAUUCUGCAGAGAGCCACGUGUCAGCAUUUUGUUUCCUAGUAAGCAGAAUAUGACCAGUAAGACAGAGCACUUGUUUUAACCUGCUUGAAGCACCAGAUGGGUGGAGUUUGCCCGCCUUAAAGCACAGUAUCCUAUAAAGCAGAGCCCGACCGAUCAAUUGUCUGAGUCUGUAUUAGCUGACAGCAAAUAUUGGCUGUAGCAAGAAACAGCACAAAAAUACUAUGUUUGAAAUAAUUUAGAAACAGCGUCUCCACCAGAGAGCGCUGACAAGUUUGUUUUUAGCCGUGCUAGCAGCGUAGCUCUACGGAUGUCAGUCUGUCGGUGCACCGCUGUGGUCGAGACAGAAAUAUCUCAACAACUAUUCGAUGGAUUGCUGUGAAAUUUUGUCCUGCAGCUAAUGAUUAUUUUCAUCGUGGAUUAAUCUGAGAUUCUUUUCUGGAUUAAAAUGUCAGAUAAUGGCGAAAAAGUGCCUGUUGAUGAAGUCUUUAAAUGUCUUGUUUUGUCCGACCGACAGUCAGAAACUCAAAGAUAUUCAGUUUAUAAUUAUAUAAAACAGAGAAAAGCAACAAAUCUUCAUGCUUGAGAAGCUGGAGAUAGGAAAUGUUUGGCAUAUUCCUUUUUUUAAAAAAAAAAAAAAAAAAGACUAAAAUUAUCAAUCAAUCAUCAAAAUUGUUGCUGAUUAAUUUUCUAUCCAUCAACCAAGCGAUUAAUCGACUAAUCGUUGCAGCUCUGCAGACAUUCACGGUGCCCUCGUAGUUUCCUGCUGGCUUUGGUGAUUCCGCGGCUUUUCCUGUAGCGCUGCCAUGAGGUUAGCAUUCAUGGUUUUGAGCAGCACCAUCAUCAGGUCAAAACUACAUGUUUUAAUAUCUGCAAAACUACUAAGCUCUAAUUAUCUCAAAGUAGAGCCUCAUGGAGCUGCUAGCGUGGCUGUAAACUCUUCUUCUUGUCUUGUUUAACUGUAGAUUGUCCGUCUCUGCAUAUAUUGGUCUUUGUCUCUGUCUGUUAUGUGUUUAUGUAAAAAAAAAAAAAAAAUCGACCAAUAAUAAUGAUAUGAUUUUUAAAACUCUAAAGUAACAAUAUUGGUAUUGUCUUUAAAAAUCUUGUAUCGGUCGGGCUACUUAACAUUGUGAAGUGUCCUGGUGAAAACAAAAAAAAACAAAACAAAACACCAGUCUGAUGAUCUAAGACUGUAAAAAAUAACUUAAAGGUCACGAAUAAACUGCCAGUAUUAUCUGACCGAGGUCUGUGAACAAGUGUAGCACUGUAUUUAUCGUCACAAACGUCGCUGCAUGACUGAUCAAUGUUUUUCUCAGGGACUGCAACACGGUACAGUAUUAACAGCUGCCCACUGCAGAAAAAAAAGAAGAAAAAAAAAACAAGUGUUUCUGUUCAAAAUGUUCUCCACAGUGAUCUUUUAUCAUAAAUGUGACUGUUUUGUAAGCUAAAGUGUUUUGACUGCUAAAAACCUUCAGAAACAUUCCAGCAGAAACUGAGUUUGUCACUUCUGUCAGAUUUUAAUCCUGGAAGUUCGAAGUGAAAGUCAAAUGUACAAGUAUUUGUUCUCUAGCAUGCGUCAAGAGUUUUAUUGGGACGAUAAAGAGAUGAAUCACCUUUUUUCAUAUCUAAGCUGCACAACACUGGACUGCCUGAGCUUUUGCUGCCUGCACAUGUUUGCCUUAAAAAUGUCUUGCUUUUCAUGUGUUUGCUAGUUGAAAUAUUUUUUAUAUUUUGGGAGAAAAAAAAAAGUUAUAAAUGUGUGUCAAAUGGAGGAAAGCUUUAAUUUGUGUCUGAAAUAAAGGUUUAUCAU
Molecule: messenger RNA, 4952 nt
Organism: Thunnus maccoyii (southern bluefin tuna)
Lineage: Eukaryota; Metazoa; Chordata; Actinopteri; Scombriformes; Scombridae
Product: Na(+)/H(+) exchanger beta-like
Exons: 12
Coding region: 566-2869 (767 amino acids)
Biological process (GO): proton transmembrane transport; regulation of pH; sodium ion transport
Cellular component (GO): membrane
Molecular function (GO): sodium:proton antiporter activity
Source: RefSeq, a predicted model, not a curated record